GGUUCAGUGGGAGGAAGCCAGGCUGGGUGCAGACGGCUGCUGAUUCUGGGGCUGGCCAGGAAAUCAAGGAUCGCCUCUGCCAUGGACUCACCGUCGCGGAGCCAGCACUGCCAACCCCAGCCCUGGGCCCCCUCUCCGCUGACGUCCUACCGCUGGCACCUGGGGAGCAGUGGGGAGAAGGGGGCUGGAGGCUUUCGCUGGGGUCGCCUCACCGGCUGGGGAAGAGCAUUGAGCCACCAGGAGCCCAUGGUGAGCAGCCAGCCAGCCCCUCGCUCACUAUUCCGUCGAGUGCUGUCUGCACCCCCCAAAGAGUCUCGGAGCAGUCGCCUCCGGCUCUCCAAGACCCUCUGGAGUCGGCACAAGAGCACACCACUGGAACCAGAGCCUGAGCUAGAGGCUGCAGAGCCAGAGCUGGAGCCAGAGCCACUUGUCCCACAGAUCCCUGAAGCUCCCACCCCAGAUGUGCCUGUCUGGGACAUUGGGGGCUUCACUCUGCUUGAUGGAAAGCUGAUGCACAUUAGAGCUGAGGAGGAGGGUCCUCGCCGGCCCCGGAUGGAGAGCGCUAGCUCAGAGGGCAGCAUGCAAGCAGCUAUGGGAAAUCUCAGGGAUCCAGAUCGAACCCCUGGAAAGAUGGAGCCAGAGGCUGCAGGCUCCAGCCAGGUCCACAAUGUUCGGGGGUUGCUCAAGAGGCUGAAAGAGAAGAAAAAGUCCAGAUCUGACCUGGGAUCCAGUGCCCCUCGGGAUGGACCCCCCAGCACUCUGGGCUCUAGAGAAUCACUGAUCACCCUCUCGGAGCUGGACCUGGGCGCUGAGCGGGACGUACGGGUCCGGCCACUGCACCCCAGCCUCCUGGGAGAGCCCUACUGCUUCCAGGUGACGUGGGCGGGAGGCAGCCGCUGCUUCUCUUGUCGUUCGGCUGCUGAGCGAGAUCGCUGGAUUGAGGACCUUCGUCGCCAUUUCCAGCCAAUCCAGGACAACUCAGAGCGGGAGGAGACUUGGCUGAGCGUGUGGGUGCACGAGGCGAAGGGGCUGCCCCGGCCCGCAGGGGCGCAGGGAGUGCGCGCAGAGUUAUGGCUGGACGGCUCGCUGCUGGCGCGCACCGCUCCGCGAGCCGGGCCCGGGCAGCUCUUCUGGGCCGAGCGCUUUCACUUCGAAGCGCUGCCGCCAGCCCGUCGCCUGUCGCUGCGGCUGCGCUGUGCGGACCCGGCGGGCACAGUCCUGGGCCGCGUGGCACUAGCGCUGGAGGAAGUGAGCACCCCCCGCGCGCCCCCAUCCGGCCUGGAGCGCUGGUUCUCGCUGCUUAGGGCGCCGGCGGGGGCGGCGCUGCGGGCGCGGGUGCGGGCGCGCCGCCUGCGGGUGCUGCAGUCUGAACGCUACAAGGAGCUGGCAGAGUUCCUCACCUUCCACUACGCGCGCCUCUGUGGGGCGCUGGAGCCCGCGCUGCCAGCCCAGGCCAAGGAGGAGCUGGCGGCCGCCAUGGUGAGAGUGCUACGGGCCACCGGCCGGGCGCAGGCAUUGGUGACAGACCUGGGCACUGCGGAGCUGGCGCGCUGUGGAGGCCGAGAGGCGCUGCUAUUUCGAGAAAACACAUUAGCCACCAAGGCCAUUGACGAGUACAUGAAGCUGGUGGCGCAGGAUUACCUCCAGGCAACCCUGGGGCAGGUUGUACGGCGUCUCUGUGCCUCCACUGAAGACUGUGAGGUGGACCCCAGCAAAUGCCCAGCCCCAGAGCUGCCCGCACACCAAGCCAGACUUCGGAACAGCUGUGAAGAGGUUUUUGAAACCAUCGUCCACUCCUACGAUUGGUUCCCAGCAGAGCUCAGCGCUGUGUUCUCAGGCUGGCGAGAAGCAUGCAAAGCACGAAGCUCUGAGGCACUGGGCUCUCGACUGGUGUGUGCCUCCCUCUUCCUGCGGCUCCUGUGCCCUGCCAUCCUGGCACCCAGCCUCUUUGGCCUGGCACCAGAACAUCCAGCACCAAACCCAGCCCGUACCCUCACGCUGAUUGCCAAAGUCAUCCAGAACCUCGCCAACCGUGCCCCAUUUGGUGAGAAAGAAGCCUACAUGGGCUUCAUGAAUAGCUUUCUGGAGGAUCAUGGACCAGCCAUGCAACACUUCCUGGACCAGGUGGCCAUGACUGAUGUGGAUGCCACACCUAGUGGUUACCAGGGCAGCAGCGACCUGGCCCUCCAAUUGGCUGUCCUGCAUGCCCAGCUCUGCACAAUCUUUGCUGAGCUUGACCAGGCAACCCGUGACAGCUUGGAACCACUGCCCACCAUUCUACGAGCCAUUGAGGAAGGCCGCCCAGUACCUGUGUCUGUGCCAAUGUGUCUUCCACUGCUUCCUUCCCAGGUCCACACCAGCUUCUCUGCAAGAGAGAAGCCCGGCUUCCUGGCACCUCGGGACCUGUCCAAACACACCCCUCUCAUCAAGAGCCAGUCUCUGCGCACCUUUCAAGGUGCAGGGAGCUGGGCCAGGCGGCAGGCGGAGGAGGAACAGCCCCUGCGGCGGGCCAGGCCAGUGCAACGCACGCAGAGCGUACCUGCUACCCGCCGCCGCCGCACAUCCCUGGGGCCCCAGCCGCGCCCCAAAGGCUCCAUCAGAUCUGCCCAUCAGGCCCGAAGCCGGCCCUGGACCGGGGUCUCCACCUCGCUGCCUCGGAAGCCAUCGGUGCCCUGGCAACGCCAUCUAGACCAGCCGCGGGACAAGGACCAGGUGCCAGGCACACACCGACCUAUGGGCAAGCUGGCAGAACUCCAGGGUGAAGUGGCCGCGCUGCGCAAGGAGCAGAAAGCACUGUCCCGCCUGGUGGAGUCACUGAGCACUCACAUCCGGGCCCUGACAGAGCAGCAGGAGAAGCUGAGGGGACAGCUGCAGGAGCUGGACACCAGGAUCCCAGUCGGGACCUCGGAGCUGGAUCCAGAAGUUACUUGUCCAAGUGGUGAUGGUCACAGGUUGAAAAGUCUGGAGCGCCGCCUGACUAAGAUGGAGCACUCUCAGAUCCAGCUGAAGGAUUCACUCCAGAGCCUGCAACUUCAUCUGAGGACACCAGGGUCUGGGAGCCAGUCCCUGCCCUUCCAAGUACCCUGUGUCAAUGGAGACACCCCCUGAGCAUCCCAUCCCGCCCCAUGUGCCCCAGGAGCACAGCUGUCUUGGGGGAAGGUCUGACUCUACCUUAGGCCAAGCAGGCCUAAGUCAGAGUGUGGAGCUGUGGGUGCCAACCAUUCUGGCCCUGUGAAGUUGUUCAGUAAAAUCUUGAUUU
Messenger RNA from Octodon degus (degu), 3259 nucleotides. It is a transcript of the gene Rasal3, whose product is annotated as RAS protein activator like 3. The record is from RefSeq and is a predicted model, not a curated record. Bases 82 to 3108 code for a protein of 1008 amino acids. Gene Ontology annotation, biological process: regulation of GTPase activity. The transcript is spliced from 18 exons. Lineage: Eukaryota; Metazoa; Chordata; Mammalia; Rodentia; Octodontidae.